Molecule: messenger RNA, 2001 nt
Organism: Quercus robur (English oak)
Lineage: Eukaryota; Viridiplantae; Streptophyta; Magnoliopsida; Fagales; Fagaceae
Product: probable protein phosphatase 2C 46
Exons: 5
Coding region: 456-1646 (396 amino acids)
Biological process (GO): protein dephosphorylation
Molecular function (GO): protein serine/threonine phosphatase activity; cation binding
Source: RefSeq, a predicted model, not a curated record
UUGUCUGCUGAGAAAAGAGGAGAGAGAGAAAGAGAGUUUCAGUUUGUUCAAUCACACUGAUUGAGAGCUCCUUAUAUAUUCAAUUAUCUCUUUCUUUCUUCGUCCUAUUCCUCCUCUAGCAUCUACAACAAGACCAAAAAAGAGUGAAAAGUUUUCAUUUUUAUUCAAUAUUCAGAAAAAAAGAGAGUGACCCAUAUAAGAAAAAACCCUAUUGGCCACAGUUUUUGAAUUGAUUUUGAUGGAUCUAUGGAUCUAACGCUUUUAUACCCACUUGUAUUGGUCUGUUUCUUUUAGAUCCCCAUCAUUUUCAUUUGGUGGUAUUCAAUAGCUGACAACAACUGAUCUAGGAGCCUGAUUACACUGGGAGGAGGUUGCUCUGGUUUUGGUUGUAGAGGGAGGGAUUGCAUCCAUUUUGGAUGUGGAGGAAUUGGAGGCUGGCCCAGGUGAAAUGAGGGAUGUUAUCAAGGUUGAUAAACUUACUGAAGGCCUGCUGGGGGCCAUCCUCGGACAGUUAUGUCUACUCGGGUUCAGAUGCAGCAGGCCGGCAAGAUGGAUUACUUUGGUACAAAGACACCGGGCAGCACAUGAAUGGUGAGUUCUCAAUGGCAGUCGUCCAGGCCAACAAUUUGCUUGAGGAUCAGAGCCAGAUUGAGUCAGGUCCCUUGAGUUCGCUAGAGUCUGGACCAUAUGGCACCUUCAUUGGCAUAUAUGAUGGUCAUGGUGGGCCAGAGACUUCACGUUACAUUUAUGAUAAUCUAUUUCAGCAUUUAAAGAGGUUCACCUCAGAGCAACAAUCAAUGUCAGUGGAUGUGAUACGGAAAGCAUAUCAAGCAACUGAGGAGGGAUUUCUGUCUGUUGUUACCAAACAGUGGCCUAUGAAUCCCCAAAUUGCAGCUGUUGGAUCUUGCUGCCUGGUUAGUGUGAUCUGUGGUGGUACUCUCUACAUUGCCAACCUUGGUGAUUCCCGUGCUGUGCUGGGGAGGCUUGUCAGGUCAACUGGGGAGGUUCUUGCCAUCCAGUUGUCAGCAGAGCAUAAUGUGGGAAUAGAAUCUGUGCGACAGGAGAUGUUCUCUUUGCACCCGGAUGACUCACACGUUGUGGUUUUGAAGCAUAAUGUAUGGCGUGUUAAAGGCUUGAUACAGAUAUCUAGAUCUAUUGGUGAUGUAUAUCUAAAAAAGGCUGAAUUUAACAGGGAGCCUUUGUAUACUAAGUUUCGCCUUCGUGGACCUUUUAAAAUGCCAAUUUUAAGCUCUGAUCCAUCAAUUUCUGCACAUGAACUUCAACCCCAUGAUCAGUUUCUCAUAUUUGCUUCUGAUGGGUUGUGGGAGCACCUUAGCAAUCAGGAAGCAGUUGAUAUUGUUCAAAACCACCCACGCAAUGGAAUUGCCCGGAGGCUUGUGAAAGUUGCCUUACAGGAAGCAGCUAAGAAGAGGGAAAUGAGAUACACCGAUCUGAAGAAAAUUGACCGCGGUGUCCGCCGACAUUUCCACGAUGAUAUCACAGUCAUAGUUGUUUUUCUUGAUUCAAAUCUUGUGAGCAGAGCAAGUUCAGUUAGAGGCCCUACUUUGUCUGUGAGAGGAGGUGGUGUUCACCUACCUGCGAAGUCUCUAGCCCCCUGUGCCACACCAGUGGAGCUUAAUAGUUAAUACUACUUGAUUAAGCCGCCUCAUUGUACUAUUGUACGUGGUAUUAGAUCCUUCUCAGAAUUCCAGUGCCUUCAGCUUGUAUAUCCAAGAGAGAUAAGAGAAGCUGUGGUCAUUUUUAUCUUGUACAAUGUAGAUUUAACCAAGAACGUGUAUUUAUUUAGUUUCUAAGGACUUGAGCAAGGAAAGAAUCAGUGAAAUAGAGCUUCAAAGGUGACACUGAUGAUUCUUUCUUCGAGACUGUGUUCUUACGUAUUCAUUUUCCUCCCCCUCUCUUUCUUUCAUUUUAGAGUUUUGUGUUUUGUAUAUUAUGUGAACUUCAUCCCUUGAAAUCAAAGUUUCGGAUCCUGUUGCUUCA